Aspergillus pseudotamarii is the source of this 1104-nucleotide messenger RNA. RefSeq lists its product as uncharacterized. The transcript is spliced from 4 exons. Lineage: Eukaryota; Fungi; Ascomycota; Eurotiomycetes; Eurotiales; Aspergillaceae. Bases 1 to 1104 code for a protein of 367 amino acids. Gene Ontology annotation, biological process: polyketide metabolic process. The record is from RefSeq and is a predicted model, not a curated record.
AUGGCAGCGCCACCUCUCCCCUCCGCGCCUCAGGUGUCUUUGGGACAGAACGUUCUGCUUCAACCCCCACUUUCGCGAUGCGGGCGUGGACCCGGUCUAAUAAUCAUCCGCCCGUAUAGCUAUGCAGAAUGUCAAGCAAAAAAUACCAGUCUUGACCCGGAGCCCGUGCAGAAAUGGGCAGAGGAGAGUUAUGCGGUGGUGCAGAUCACGUUGGAUCAUAAAACGAGUGCGGAUGAGAGUGGUGUUGUGGCGCUUGUGACAAGAGGCAUUGAAGCGUUUGACUCAUCAAGUGAGUUCUACGCUUCUCCCGCCGAUUAUGCGCCUGAAUUCGGAAAGAUCCUGGGUAAUGUCAUCACAGCUUUGAAUAAAAGGCUUGCGGCUGCAGUCUUUUUCAGCUCCUGGAACAUUAGUGAGGAAUCAGUUCCAAUUCUCUCACAUAUUCCUGGGAACUUCCAACCUGCGGGUCCUGUGAAGAAGGACAAUGACACAGUUUACUCAUAUGCGGAUGUUUCUUCCGCCGGGUUUAUCGUCCCUGGGCAUGGUGACUUCAAAAUCACGGCUGCCGGAGUCGCACACACACGCUCCCUGGCAUUCCUGAAGAAACAGCUGAACGGGCCGUACUUCGAUCUGGAGAAGAUCUGGGAGGAGCACACGUGGUACGAAUUCGGGGAUCGAUCCGUAGAAAGGACCAUGGCGACGAUGGUGCAGGAGCCCCGGACGGUCGGCACGGAUCGGAUCGUCGAUGAAUUCAUCUUCAGCCUGACACACAAUAAGGAGAUCGACUGGCUACUACCCGGCAUCCCACCAACUGGAAAAGCGCUCCGUAUCCCAUUUACUUCAGUUGUGAACAUUCGUGGAGAUCGUUUGUAUCACGAACAUAUCGCGUGGGAUCAGGCAACAGUGCUCAUACAGCUAGGUCUGAUGCCAGAAUACCUUCCCUACCCGUAUGCACUUCCCGGUGGACAGCUGCCUGGGCCUGGAAAGAGGUUUGAGUAUCGGGUGCCUGCCGCCGGAGUUGAGACGGCUAUGAAGUUGCAGGAUGAACAUGCAGUGCCGUCAAAUGGAAUGUUUGAGUUUAAGGUGCGUGAGGUAGAUGAUAAAUGA